GCGUAGGUAGGCGGACUGGCUCCGUUACUGGUGACGAUGCCGGCGCUCUCCUGACCCCUGAGCGGAUGGGAAAACAACAACAACGAUAAGAAUCACAUGACACCAGCCUGACUUAUGUUUGUUCUCUGCAAGAACAAAUGUCGAAUGUGUGAAGUGGAUUUGAGCUCCGAGGAGUUUUGAACUGGUUUGAGGAGCCGAGAAGAAAAUAAAAAGAACAACAACAACAACAAAGACCAUGACAGUUAAAUGAUCCCAGUGGGACUUUUUUUCUUUUUUCUGCAAGAGCAAAUGUGGCUUAUUUGAAGUGGAUUUGAGCUCCGAGGAGAUCUGAACUGGUUUGGAAUCGAAAAUAAAAGAAAAAACAACAACAACAAACUCAUGCUAGUUAAAUGAUACCAGGGUGAUUUUUUCCCUUUCUGUAAGAGCGAAUGUGGAUUAUUUGAAGUGGAUUUGAGCUCCGAGGAGAUCUGAACUGGUUCGAGGAUCCAAGAGAAGAAAAUAAAAAUAAAAAACAACAACAACAAUCACAUGAUAUUUUAAAAUGGUACCAGUGUGAAUGUAAGCGAGUGAUUAUUUCUCUCUCUCAUGAACACGUGUGUGUUGUGUGAAGUGGUUUUGAGCCCCGAGGAGAUCUGAACUGGUUCGAGGAGCCGAGAGAAGGAAAGGAAACCAGAAGCAGCUUCUCUGCUGACGCCGCUCUCGGCCAAAUACCAAGCCGCUUCUCGGAUUACCGCUGGCUCCGCCCCCUCGGCACACAGCUUAAGCCAGUGGUGAGGCUGCUAUCCGGAGCGGGGGCGUUGCUUUCAGGCUUAGCCGCCCGGUUGCCUAGGGAACCGGGCGGCAGAAGGGAUUGGGGGAGGAGAAGUGGGAGGAAGAGGGGAGGGGGGAGAAAGAAAAAAAGAAAAGCGUUUCCAGGUCAGCUCAGAAAACAUGGAGAGAGGAGCAAAGAGACAAAGAGGAGGAGGCGACGGCGUGGCGGCCGCCGGGAGGCAGUGGGGGGAGGCGGAGGUGCUGGCUCUGGUGGCGGCGUGGGACGAGGCGGCGGGCGCCGGCGCCAGCAGAGCGGCAUUCGAGUCGAUCUCGGAGCGCCUGAGGAGGCUCAGCGUGGCGCGCGGCUGGUGGGAGUGUCGGGCAAAGUGCAGGAGCCUGGGCCUCCAGAGCAGGAGGCCGGACGGCCGCUACGAGGAGGAGGAGGGGGAGGAGGAGGAGGGCAUUCAGAGAGGGGGCUACACUUCCUCCGUUCAGACCCCAGCGCAGGAAGGCAUGAAGGGCCUCCUCCACCGGGCCCUCCCGUACGCCGCCGGAGGGGGCGUGGCCGAAGAAUGCGGCCGCCACUGGACGGACGACGAGGUGCGGGCGCUGCUGUGCGUUUGGGCCGACCGCCGCGUGCGCGAGCGCCUGAAGUGCACGCUGCGCAACAAGUCCAUCUUCCAGGAGAUGGCGCGCCAGAUGCAGACGACCUUCGGGGUCGUGCGCAACUGGAAACAAUGUCGCACCAAGUACAAGAACCUGAAGUACGACUACAAGACCGCCAAGAGCGCGCUCGGUGGCGGCGCCGGCGCCCCCGGGAAGUACAUGAAGUUCUACGACGAGGUGGAGGCCAUCCUGCUGGACCGGGGGCUGGAGAACGGGACCGCGGAGAUGCAGAGGAGGCUCUACGAUGGAGAGGAGGCGGGGCUAGAGGAGGCGGGGCUAGUGACGCCGGGGCUAGAGACGGCGGCCUCGGAGAGCGAGGUCAUCAUUGAAAUUGAGGACGACAACAACAGUGACGACUACGAUAUGGACGGAGACGGGGAAGCAAAAUGGAGGGGAGCCGAGGCCCAUCUCACGCUCACGGACCCCUCCGGCUCGGAGCAGUUCCACGUGGUCACGGUGUCGGACACGGGCCGGAACUGGAGCGACCACGAGGUGCGGGCGCUGAUCCAGGUGUGGUCCGACGAGCGCGUGAGCCGGCAGCUGGAGAGCUCGACCCGGAAGCGGGACAUCUUCGUCCAGAUCUCCAACCGGCUGAUGCAGCAGGGCGUGGAGCGCGACUGGAAGCAGUGCCACACCAAGUACAAGAACCUCAAGUACCUGUACCGGUCGCUGCAGAGGGGGAAGGGCGACGACGCCAACGCCGCCGACCCGAGGAGCCUCAUGAGGUUCUACGACGAGGUGGACGCCGUCAUGAACCGCGGCGCCGCCGCCAACGGCUCGCCGAGCGACGCGGAGUCGGGGAGGCUUACGACGCCGGAGGAGAACGACGGCGAUUGGAGGAACGAGGAGAGAUCAGUGGGCGGCGCCACGGUGGGCCGAACUUGUUUUCGCGAUUCCGACGUUACGUUAAAGUAUGAAGAGCCGAGGCUGCAUCCGGUCCACGAGCGACAGCACAGAUCAAUGAGCUUGUCUGAACCUGCGGUGAAGAGAGAGGAAACCUACCCGGCAACCAGGAGAAUGAAGAGAGCUGCAGAGCGAGAUCUCACGCACAAGCCGCCCGCCAAAAAGAUGGACGCCGGCUGCGAUGGCGCGGCGGCCCGGGUCAAAGAGGAGCCGGAUCACAUCCCGAUCAUGAGGAUCAAUUCAGUCCGUUCGAUCGCCCCGUCGUCCCCGGAGAGAGAGGGUCUCCGCGUGUCGCAGAACAACAUGGCCGCCGCACCAGAACUCAAUGUCGGGCAGAAGCUCAACGAGGGGAAGACCAAGCAGAUCUUCGAGCUCCCGGACCAACCCGGCCUGGUUCUGGUCCGGUCCAUGGACCAGAUCACGGCCGGCAACGCGGUGAGGAAAGACCAGCUGGAGGGCAAGGCGGCCAUCGCCAACCGGACCGCGAGCUCCGUGUUCACGCUGCUGCAGGAGGCCGGCAUCAAGUCGGCGUUCGUGAAGCAGCACUCCGACACGGCGUUUGUGGCCGCCCGCUGCGAGAUGAUUCCCAUCGAGUGGGUCUGCCGCCGCGUGGCGACCGGCUCGUUCCUCAAGAGGAACCCGGGGGUGAAGGAAGGAUACCGCUUCUCCCCCCUGAAGAUGGAGAUGUUCUUUAAAGACGACGCCAACAACGACCCCCAGUGGUCGGAGGAGCAGCUGCUGGCGGCCAAGUUCUCCCCGGCCGGGCUCGCCAUCGGCCAGUGCGAGGUGGACGUGAUGAACCACAGCACCGUGGCCAUAUUCGAGAUCCUGGAGAAGUCCUGGGCCACCCAGAACUGCACCCUGGUGGACAUGAAGAUUGAGUUUGGGGUGAACGCGACGACUCGAGAGAUCGUCCUCGCCGACGUGAUCGACAACGACUCGUGGCGGCUGUGGCCGGCCGGAGAUCGGAGCCAGCAGAAGGACAAGCAGGUGUACCGCGACCUUAAGGAAGUGACCCCCGAGGCCUUGCAGACGGUCAAGAGGAACUUCGAGUGGGUCUCUGAGCGGGUCAAGCUGCUGCUGGAGCGCCCGGCCAGCGGCAGGGUGGUGGUCUUGAUGGGCUCCACCUCGGACCUGUCUCACUGUGAAAAGAUCCGCAAGGCCUGCUCCUCCUACGGGGUCCCCUGCAUCCUGAGGGUCACCUCGGCUCACAAGGGCCCGGACGAGACGCUCCGCAUCAAAGCCCAAUACGAAGGCGACGGCGUGCCCACGGUGUUUGUGGCCGUGGCCGGCAGGAGCAACGGCCUCGGCCCGGUGAUGUCCGGGAACACGGCGUACCCCGUCAUCAACUGCCCGCCUCUCACGCCGGACUGGGGGGCGCAGGACGUCUGGUCCUCCCUGCGCAUGCCGAGCGGUCUCGGCUGCUCAACCAUCCUGUCCCCCGAGGCCGCGGCUCAGUUCGCGGCGCAGAUCUUCGGGCUGACCGACCACCUGGUCUGGUCCCGGCUCAGGGCCUCCAUGCUCAACACCUGGGUGGCCCUCAAGCUGGCGGACCAGAAGCUGCAGGCCUGCAGCCUCUGAGGCUCCGGGGCCACAGUGGAGCUUCUUUUGUUUUUUUACAUUUUGUUUACCAUUUAAAAAGAAUCGAGUACUUUUCCUCACGCACAAAUCAGUCCAUUAAAAAUAGUUACUAAUUAACAUC
Pseudoliparis swirei is the source of this 4021-nucleotide messenger RNA. RefSeq names its product phosphoribosylaminoimidazole carboxylase, phosphoribosylaminoimidazole succinocarboxamide synthetase (gene paics). The transcript has 15 exons. Bases 931 to 3900 code for a protein of 989 amino acids. Lineage: Eukaryota; Metazoa; Chordata; Actinopteri; Perciformes; Liparidae. The record is from RefSeq and is a predicted model, not a curated record. Gene Ontology annotation, molecular function: phosphoribosylaminoimidazolesuccinocarboxamide synthase activity. Gene Ontology annotation, biological process: 'de novo' IMP biosynthetic process.